AUGUCUUUGACACGGAUAUCACCCAUUUUGGAGGCGUGGUACAAGUGGAAGUCGCUCAGACUGCCAUGGCGCAAACGCUUCCUUGUCGGCAUGUCCCCCUCCCCGGCCGAUUCCUUCUGCGAACGAUCAUGGAGACUAACACGCUCGGUUCUAGGCCGUGACCUGCAGGGCUACACUUUUUGGGAGUUUCGAGAGACCCGUGGAAAUGGCCCUGGCCGCUUUCGCCGCAUCGUCAACUAUCCCCGAUCGACCUACCUCUCCGACGUGAAGGUGUCGCCGCUGUGGCACCAAUGGCUGCGCUACACCCGAGAGGACCCCCCGACACUCGAAGAACAAACACGAGAGGCAUUCCGACAGGAGCGGAUGAAAGUGCUGUCGGCGCAGGCAGACGCGAGAUGGGAGGCAAAGCCAAGGCUGACCGAUUUCCCCGGUCAGCAGACCGGUCAACCUCUGCCGUCGUUGAACACUGCGCAGACACAGCCCAUAGCGCCUGAGCUGGAAGCAACAAACGCGAACGCGAAGACUACAGAAUCGCCGAUGGAGCAGGCCCAGCCCGCGACCGAGGCGAAGAAGAAAUAUGGCAAGGACCCUUGGGCGAAAGCCAGUGGACCAAGUGAGGGCUGGCAGCCAGAAGCUUGGGUACCGCCAGCAGGGAAGAAAUGA
This is a messenger RNA of Colletotrichum orchidophilum, 663 nucleotides long. RefSeq lists its product as uncharacterized. Bases 1 to 663 code for a protein of 220 amino acids. Gene Ontology annotation, cellular component: membrane. NCBI's taxonomy places the organism in Eukaryota, Fungi, Ascomycota, Sordariomycetes, Glomerellales, Glomerellaceae. The transcript has a single exon. Gene Ontology annotation, biological process: mitochondrial respiratory chain complex I assembly. The record is from RefSeq and is a predicted model, not a curated record.